AGUGGUGGUUUUGCCACUGACCGUUCCAAGGCGGUGCCCCACUGUGUUCCUGUAUUUGUUUGUUUUGUCCUUUGGUGUUUCAUUUUCUGUGUUGUUUGCGAGGGUUGUUCGUGUGUGUCUUUGGGGAGGCUGCGUGUUUUGAACGUGGCUUUCCAUGUUGGAUAUUCUUCCUUGUUUUAUAUAUAAGGUACUGCGUACCAUUAUAAUUUAUAAGUGUGCAGAAAGUCUCGACCGACAAAGUCAACGCUUUAUUGUUUGUUUAGCUGAUGAGACAGAUAUAAAUAAGAAUGGAGAAAUUAAACUGGAAGUGCUGGUUGUUGGCGUGUUCCACUGUAUGUGUAAUUGUGAUAGGCGGAGCCUUUCUAUUUGUGUAUCUCGCUCACAACAUAAAUAAGUCGGAAAGUAAAAACGAAGCCAAACCCGACACACAACAAAGCAGGAGAGUUUCUUACAUGCAUGGGCCUGAAACAAUGAACAAUCUUCAAAGUAAUGAAACACGGACAGGAAUAAAACCCACGACGCUGACAGACUCGCUCAGGCUGCAAAGUGAUAUAGAAUUGCUUUCCAACAGUCGUGUUACUACAACAUUAACAGUUAAAAAUGGGGAUCCAUAUGGAAUAUGGUUUACACCACAAUUUUGCCCAGAAGGAACGUUUGCAAAUGGAUUUAAUAUAAAGAAACGAACUGGGGAUGACACCGUGGCAAUCGAAAUCCGAUUUUCUUAUCGUGAUUUACAGUGGUUCCACCAUCCUCAUAAACUAGUAAGACCCAUAGCUGGAGUCGAAGGCGAAUACGGAAAAUGGAGUAAAAAGUGUCCGAAAGGCUCGGCAGUAUGUGGGAUUCAAACUCGAAUAGAGGGCCAUCUAUCAAAGGUCGAUAACACUGCUUUAAACAAUGUUCGUGUCUUUUGUUGUGACUCUAGUUAUAGUGAAAGUUGAAUGUUUCACUUUCUGUACAAUUUUGAUUACAAUUACGUGCUUGAAUCAGAACAGGAGUUAGAACGAAGUACUACGUGAUUUGUUAGCUAUUAACAUAAACUAUAUACAGUGGCGUCCUCACCAUUUUAUGUACUAUAAUUACAUAUCUGAUCUCAUAGUUCAUAAUCAAUAUUCAGUCGUAGGUAUAAUUAUAUAGUAGUCUUACAAAUUGCGUUCGAAAAUAAACAAAUCUACGCUUUAAGUAUUUAUGAAUGAUUUCCAAGUGGUGACUCAUAAUCAACAUUGUGUUUUAAUUUUAUCUAAAUAAAACAUGAUUGACAGAUACCAUAUUUGCCCAAACAAAUUCCAAGUAUAGCAUUUAUCUCAAUAAAUUUGGAUCGUUUGUAA
Mercenaria mercenaria is the source of this 1325-nucleotide messenger RNA. Its product is annotated as vitelline membrane outer layer protein 1 homolog. The coding region runs from base 288 to 938 and encodes 216 amino acids. The record is from RefSeq and is a predicted model, not a curated record. The transcript has 6 exons. NCBI's taxonomy places the organism in Eukaryota, Metazoa, Mollusca, Bivalvia, Venerida, Veneridae.